Microtus ochrogaster (prairie vole) is the source of this 15383-nucleotide messenger RNA. RefSeq names its product HECT domain E3 ubiquitin protein ligase 4 (gene Hectd4). The transcript is spliced from 75 exons. Gene Ontology annotation, biological process: glucose homeostasis. NCBI's taxonomy places the organism in Eukaryota, Metazoa, Chordata, Mammalia, Rodentia, Cricetidae. Gene Ontology annotation, molecular function: ubiquitin-protein transferase activity. The record is from RefSeq and is a predicted model, not a curated record. Bases 227 to 13375 code for a protein of 4382 amino acids.
ACCCCGCCCCCAAGAUGGCGUCUUACUGACAGUUGGCUGCGGAGCGGCAGAGGCGGAUCCUGCUAGUCAGGGCGGCGGCGGGGCCGGGGUCUCCCGGGCCGGGGUUGGCGUGUGGAAGGGAUGGCGGCGCGGAACGCCUAGGGCGGUGCCGCGUGGGCAAGGCGGGAGCGGCGGGCAGCUAUGGGCUGCUGAGGCGGCGGCGUCCCUACAGCCCCUUCCCUUAGCCAUGGGUUCAUCAGCUGCCGCCGCGGCGGCGGCAGCGGCAGCAGCGGCGGCGGACUCGGCACAGUGGCUGUCGGUGAAGGAGGAGACCAUCUUUCUGCACGACGGGCUUAUCCGGGUCACCGACCUGGCCGAGCUGCCCAGCGAGAUCCUCGGCGCCCCGGAGGCCGCCGACACCGACCUGGAGAUUUUAACAUUUGAGACCAAGAACCCAACUGAGUUAGCAGAACGUUUGCGCUCUGUUUGUGGGAAUCAGAGCAAUGCCUAUGCCCGCUUGCUGGAAUACCGCCUGAAUGCCUUGCGUGGACUGUGGAAUGCCCAGCGCCAGCUGGCCCUGGAGGAACAGCAUGAAAGGGAAGGCUCUGGUGAUGAAGAAACCUUGGCCCUACUCAAGCGCCAGGGCUUGCUGCAGCAACCCGAGCAAGCGCCCUUCACAUCCCGGGUGGGCCUCCUGUUGGUCUUCCCCCUUAUUCAGUCCCAGAGUAGAACAGACCCCUCCCUCUGUAACAUAACUGCUGAGGUGCUAUUGAACUGCCUGCGUGACUGUCAGCCUCUGAGCUUGACCAAGGAGCCUGCUGACUGUCUCAAUGGGAUAGAAACCUUGCUGUGCUCUUGGCUAGAGGAGACCUCGGACACAGGCCGACACAUCCCACACAAACAGAAGGAGAAUGCUGCCGCUGCCCUGGUGGCUUUGGCAUGUGCCAGGGGAUCAUUGAAGACUUUUGUCCACACAGUCCAUCUGCUACAGAGACAGACUGAGCUGGGCUCCCUGCCUGUCGCCGAUGUUUUAUAUAGGCUGCUACUUUUGGAAGGGGGACCUGGAUCCCCAUCCUGUUUACUUGGGGGAAAACACAUAGUAUCCUGGGGGUAUGAAGACAUGCUGCCUGCACCAGACAGCAACGCUGGCUCCAGUUCUGAGAACAAAGAUGCUGACUUGGGGCGCUGUCUCACCGCAGAUGGACGUUACCUAUACACCACCAACUCAGCUGGAAGAGGAGUAAGCAAGUUGGGCUCUGGACUGCAUGGCACUCUCAGAGGGUUUGUGUACUGCCGCAAUGAGGAGCUGGAACCAGGAUGGGUGGCAUAUGGCAGUGGCCACCUCCUCCAUCGCCCUGUGUCUUUUGACAAUAAACCCCACUCCCUUUUUCAGGUCCUAGACCAGAAUACCCUCCAGGUGUGCCAGACAGUGCCCAUGCCAGCCAGUCCCCUCCCCACAGGCAGUACCAUGAGCACUGUGCACCUCUCCUCGGAUGGUACUUACUUCUACUGGAUCUGGUCUCCUGCCAGUCUGAAUGAGAAAACCCCAAAGGGACAUUCUGUCUUCAUGGACAUUUUUGAACUUGUGGUGGAAAAUGGGGUAUUUGUAGCCAGCUCACUUCAGGAACGCACAAUCCUAAUGAGAAAAGAGGGAGAAUCCGCCAAAAGCAUCAAUGAGAUGCUCCUGAGCAGACUGUCUCGGUACAGAGCUUCCCCAUCAGCAACACUGGCGGCCCUGACUGGCUCCACCAUCUCCAACACCCUGAAGGAGGAUCAAGCAGCAAAUACUAGCUGUGGCCUUCCUCUGAAAAUGCUGCGGAAGACACCCAUGUACACUUGUGGCACAUACUUGGUGAUGCUGGUCCCACCUCCAGGGGGGUCUGGCAGCUCUGCCACCCGCUCUCUUUUUGGUGGAACCAGUGGCUUGUCAUCUUUAAAAAUCCUGGCCUCCAGUUUGGUAUAUAACAUUUCAGAUGGCCAAUUCACAAGUCGUGCGGAUCUCAUAGAUGCUGCUGGAAGCUCACUGGGGCGUGGUGCUCUUGUACCAGGAUUGGGUGCCUGUUAUGAUACCGUGAACAACAUGCUGUGGACCUGCUCAAAUGAUUAUAUCGAUCAGUGGUGCAAUCCUGGGAACCAGGCCUUUCAUUAUGUGUGCCAGAGACUGGGGGUCAGCCAUAUCAUCACCGAACCCAAAGAAGAGGCCAUCAGCACAAAUGAGGUCAUAAACCAAUUACUGCACCAUGUUGGCGCCAUGUGCAUUCACCAGCUCAAUCUUUUGGCCACGAACCCCAAUCUUCCCAUCACUAGUGUCCUGGGCAAGCAGCACCCUAUUGAGGCACGCCAUCUGAGCAGCAUUUGUGACAUCAUGGAGAAGGCCAUGGUUAAUGGAGACACCUGUAUCGUACGCUGCAUCCUCGUUGUCUUUCAGGUGGUGUUUAAAUUUUUCUUCAGCCCACAAACUGAAAGGAACCGAGACAUCAUUCGGCGGUCAGGAUUGCUUCUUUGGCAGUUGUUGAUGGCACCGAAAGACCAAAUUUGCUCUGAAAUUCAGAAGGAGGUCUGUCUUGCCAUCAGCUCUGGUUUAAAUAUCUUAUACCCAGGUGAAACUGAAAUCAAUAACUUACUUAAGCUGGUCUUAACAGAAGGAGAGAGAAACAGCGGACUUUCCCAGCUGCGAGACGUGAUCCUAACCAACCUAGCCGAGCAGCUUCAGAACAACCGGUUCGGCAGUGAUGAGGACGAUCACUACAGACUCAAUGAUGAGCUCUUACACUAUAUCCUGAAGAUUGUUGUGCGAGAGUCCUGUAUCCUAAUCACCAAGUGCCAAACCGUCUCCAAAGAUGAUUUUCAGAAGCUCCUUUCAACUGUACCUGCUGCAUCUUCCUGCCUGCGCUAUCUGAUGGCAGUUCAGAAUCACCUUCUCAGUAACACUAUUUUGAUUAAACCUGAUGAGAACGAUGACAGUGACAGCUCCUUGCAGGGAGAGACAUUGAAGGAGUUAAAAGCCAGUAUUUUGGCUCUUGCCACCCAGAUCCUGACUGGAUGUGAUGAAGUACUGGAAAUGCUGCAGCAGGUCACCACUGCCCUCAUCAACAGUGACAUAGCUGACCGAGAGCAAAGGUUAAAAGGCUUGGAACAAGUUACCAAGGCCACUAUGCUUGGUCACCUUCUCCCAGUGUUGCUGACCUCCCUGAUGCACCCCAAUUUGCAGACCUUGACCAUGGCCGACGCCCUGAUGCCGCAGUUGGUGCAGCUUGUGCUCUACACCAGCCAGACGGCCUUGCUGCUUAAAACCCAGUGUCCGGUUUUUGCUGAGGUGCGCUGUUCCCCGUGUGGCACCUCAGACCAGAAGUGCAGGCUGUUCCCUGAGGAGAGAAUGUUAGAAGAAAAGGAAGAGCCAGGCUUUCUCACUGGCUUAAAGAUUCCUGCCCCAUGGGCUGCUGGGAAGACUGUGGAAACAGUACACCCUGUCAGAGAUAACUAUAAAUUUAAAGAGACUGUUCAUAUCCCAGGAGCUCGCUGCCUGUAUCUACGAUUUGAUAGCAGAUGCUCGUCGCAAUACGACUAUGACAAAUUGGUGAUAUACGCGGGGCCUAACACAAACAGUAGGAAGGUUGCUGAGUAUGGAGGCAACACUCUGGGAUAUGGCAGCCGUAGUGUCUUAGGAACUGGUUGGCCGAAGGACUUGGUGAAGGUUGAAGGCGAUACAGUCACCUUCUCCUUUGAGAUGAGAAGUGGCCGUGAGCACAACACUCCUGACAAAGCCAUGUGGGGCUUUGCUUGCACAGUUCGCGCUCAGGAGUCCUCGGAGGAUGUCUCGGGAGGCUUGCCCUUCCUGGUAGACCUGGCCUUAGGUCUGUCUGUUUUAGCUUGUUCCAUGUUAAGAAUCCUGUACAACGGACCAGAAAUUACCAAAGAAGAGGAAGCCUGUCAGGAACUAUUGCGUUCCAAACUUUUACAAAGGUGCCAAUGGCAGGUGGAGGCCAAUGGUGUUAUCUCCCCUGCCCUUACUCCGAGUCCCUCUCCACUGCCUCUGACCAUAGAAGAAGACAGAGAAUUUACCUACCCUUCAGACGUCCUUGUGCCUCCUGUUGGGAACUACUUUGACCUGCCUCGGAUCAGGCUGCCUCCAGGAAUCAUGAUAAAGCUCAGGGAAAUUUCUGGGCGUGCACGACCUCAGUUUAGACCAAGUAUAAAAGAAGUGAUUCAGCCUGACGUCAUGGAGGAAAUGGUAGUGUCCUGCGUUAUUAAGCACUUGAACUUGGUUGAUGCACUGCAGUCCCUGAUCAAUUUCCAAUAUCAGGAAGAACAUGCUGAGGAAUAUGAUUUAUUGUGUAAAAUUAUGGGAGAGACCUUUAAGAAACUCAAUGCCAUGGAGAGACAGCUGCAGAACAAAAUGAAAGAACUAGAACUUUUGUGUUCAAUGAAGGAAGUCUCCUUUGAUGGAAAUGAUCUUGAAAACAUGGUUCUCUCACUGAGGGAGAAGUUCCUCCAAGAAGUGAAUUCUCUCACUCAGAAGCCCUCUCACCCCCUGACCAAAACAAAGACGCUGGUGAAGAGUCUGAUGAACCGAGCCGAGCUGCUGCUGCACGUCACCAUUGCAGCCCAGUCAGGCCUCACCAGGAGCAUCUCAGGGACACCAGCAGAGACACCUGCAUGUAAGUCAGCUUCAGAAACAAAGGUGGCAUCUCACGCUGUCCGGCAGCCAGUUUUCCUUCGAAGCAUGUCUGCUCCUUCUGACCUGGAAAUGAUUGGUAACGAAGACUUGGAAUUUACUAGAGCAAAUCAGAGACGUCGUCACGUGACCAGUCACCGCAGUAGCUCCUUUACACUCUUGCAGUCAUUGGCCAUUGAGGACAGCAGGGAUAAGCCCACUUACAGCGUCCUUCUGGGGCAGCUCUUUGCUUUCAUUGGUACCAACCCUGACCAAGCGGUGUCCAGUAGCAGCUUCCUUUUGGCUGCACAGACAAGGUGGCGGCGGGGAAACACCCGGAAGCAGGCCCUGGUGCACAUGCGGGAGUUGCUGACUGCUGCCGUGCGAGUUGGGGGAGUGACACACCUGGUUGGGCCAGUGACAAUGGUCCUUCAGGGAGGACCCAGAAUCGAAGAGCUCACCUGUGGUGGGAUGGUGGAGCAGGUCCAGGAAGCCUUUGGUGAGACCAUGACCUCUGUGGUGUCUCUGUGUGCUCGUUACCCUAUUGCUUGUGCAAACAGCAUUGGACUCCUGUGUACCAUACCUUAUACUAGGAGUGAAGAGAAGUGCCUGGUGCGCAGUGGCCUUGUGCAGCUCAUGGACCGACUCUGUAGCUUGAGCAGUCAGACCGAGUCCAGCUCUAGUGAGAAGCAGACAAAGAAGCAGAAGGUGGCCACCAUGGCCUGGGCUGCCUUCCAGGUGUUGGCCAACCGCUGUGUGGAGUGGGAGAAAGAAGAAGGUGGCUCCACAGAGGCUGUACACUCAGGGCUGGCCCGUCAGGUGUCCAGUCUCCUCACCAACCACCUUGCCCGAGCCACUGAGUGCUGUGGCAACCAGGCUGCUGGAAACGAUGCCCUGCAAGAUGUCCUGAGUCUUCUCAAUGACCUCUCCAGGAGCCACAUAGGGAAAGCCAUCUUGAGCCAGCCAGCCUGUGUAUCCAAGCUCCUCUCCCUACUGCUGGACCAGCGUCCAUCCCCAAAGCUAGUGCUGAUCAUUCUUCAGCUGUGCCGUGCAGCUUUGCCUCUGAUGAGCGUAGAGGACUGUGGGAAUGUGGAGCUCCCACCCUGGAGCUACUCUGUCCCCUCCCUGAACAGUGAGCAGGAGGACCCUAGUGACCCAGCCUCCAAGAUCGCCUCUCUGCUCUUAGCCAAGCUAGCAGACUAUGUGGUCCCAGGAUGUCAGACGGUUCUUUCUCCAACUGCUUCUGAACCUGACACCACAUUGACAAAAACCAGUCCUAAGAAUCCCUUAAAAGGAGAUAAAGAUCCUGGAGAAGAGAGUGAAGCAGUGGACGGCAAGCUCUCCAUAUUCAUCCACAAGCGGGAAGAUCAGUCCUCCCAUGAAGUCCUCCAGCCAUUGCUGAGUAGCUCAGAAGGACGACCCUUUCGACUUGGUACUGGCGCCAACAUGGAAAAAGUUGUGAAGAUGGACCGAGACAUGACCAAGGGUGGCUGCUGUGAAGUGAUCACAGAGGAGGCCUCAGCUGCCCUUCGGAAAGCAACCAAGUGGGCACAGUCAGGCCUCAUUGUCAGUGUCGGACCACCAGUGGAAUCCAUCAACCCAGAGACUGUGAGCGGCCUGUCUACGGGAGACAAAAAGAAAACUGCCCAAACCUCCAUCUGCCGAGAGAGGAACUCUGAACUUGCCAGGACUGACCCUGUGCGACCCUUCAUCAGUGGGCAUGUGGCAAACAGCAUGGCUGCAGAAGUGAUUGCCUUGCUUCAUAGCCUGCUAAUGGCGCCUGAAUCAAAUGCUGCUCAGAUUUGGACCACAACGGCAGAAAAGGUUCUGUCUAGAGCACUGAUGUACAUUCCACAACUGGGGAAGUAUGCAGAAAGUAUCCUGGAAAAUGGCAGCAGCAGUGGCAGGAAACUUGCCAAACUUCAGAGGAUUGCACGCCAGGCUGUUGCUGCACUCUGUGCACUUGGAGGCUUUAAAGAGACAAUCAAGAUAGGCUCCGAAGUCCAGGUUUUAGGUAGAGGAAUAUCAGGAAGCAUUGGAGUUGUGGCUUCUAUCAAUGAACAGGAAGGUAUAGCUACAGUAAGAUUCCCUCCUGUAGACUGCCGAAGGACGUCUCAAGCAGCAGACACACUGACUAUUCCCUUAUCUAGACUUUGUGUUCCAAGGUCAGAGGCGCUGCCUCUUCAUAAGCUGUCCAUUACUGAGAAGGUAGUCCAGGCGGUGCAGUCCAUGCUGCUCCCUCAGGAGGGAAGCCUCUCUAUUCACACCUCACUGCCUGCAACAGGAGAUGGCUCAGCACCUGUCAUGGCAGUUGUCCGGCUCUUGGCUGAAAUUCGAACAAGAGCAUGCCUGGUCAUGGCACAGCUUUUAGAAGACAGCCUGUUUUGUGAGGAAUUCAUACAGCAGUGUCCAGCAGCCGUGGAAGUUCUGAACCUCGUAGCCCAGGAGUGCAGUGCUGGAGAGAGGCUUGCAGUUGUUGAGGUGCAGUGUGAACGGCUCAGGAUGCUCUACCGGGACUGUGCUCGACCUCCUCCACCUCCACUGCAGGCUGAUCGGAGACAGCCCAAAGAGAUCACCUGGAGCCCUUCUCGAGUAUUCCCUCCAGUUCGUGCCUGCAUGUUCUCAUCUCACCUCACCUCUGUCACCUUCCUGGCUGACCCCAGCGCUGGUGGAGGUCUUCCCCGGGGCACGUUUAUCUAUGCCACCUCCCCACUGCCAGUUCAGGCCCCGUCUUUUUACUGGGAGAUUGAGAUUGUUUCCUAUGGAGAUACUGAUGAUGACACUGGACCAAUCGUCUCAUUUGGCUUUGCUACAGAAGCUGAGAAGCGUGAUGGGGCAUGGACCAAUCCAGUCGGCACUUGCCUUUUCCACAACAAUGGCCGAGCUGUACACUACAAUGGCUCCAGUCUGCUACAGUGGAAGAGUGUCCGCCUAGAUGUCACACUCUCUCCUGGUGAUGUGGCAGGAAUUGGCUGGGAAAGGACCGAGGGGACCCCACCUCCUCCAGGACAGCCAGCCAAAGGCCGGGUGUACUUCACAUACUGCGGGCAGCGGCUCACACCAUACCUGGAAGAUGUCUCUGGAGGAAUGUGGCCUGUGGUGCACAUUCAGAAAAAGAACACAAAAACUCGAGCCAAUUUUGGCUCCCGCCCAUUUGCAUAUGCUGAAGGACAGGCCCAUCGUAAUGCUGCAGACCUGUGCACUGAUCUGGCAGAGGAGAUCAGCGCUAACUUUGAGGCUCUGCCAUUUGCCAUGGCAUCUGACAGUGACAACGAUGCUGGCACCAGUAUUGCAUCAGACCCAGGCACUCAUGGGCCACCAUGCCGAAUUGCUGCAGUGGCCACAGCCCAGCAACAAUAUGAUAGUGAUACCUCCUGCCAUUAUAAAGUCGAACUCAGCUAUGAGAAUUUCAUCACCUCUGGCCCAGACCCCCAUCCACCUCCCAUUGCAGAUGAUGAAAGUGAUGAUGAUGAUGAUGAUGACAUCCCACAGGAGGACCAUUAUGCCCUGUUGGUGAAAGCAUGGGAGACCAAGGUUUUUCCUACCAUCCGAAGACGCUUCCGCAAUGAAGCUGAGCGAAAGUCGGGCCUGGACCAGAUCAAGGGCGCUUUACAACUAGGCAUGGUGGAUAUCGCCCGGCAGACAGUUGAAUUUCUCUAUGAGGAGAACGGCGGCAUCCCAAGAGACCUUUAUCUUCCCACCAUUGAGGACAUUAAAGAUGAAGCAAACAAGUUCACAAUUGACAAAGUUCGAAAAGGUCUCACAGUUGUAACCCGCUCUCCAGAUAGCAGCAAUGUAGCCAGCAGUACUGUGGGAACAGCCUUGCCAAAAUUUGCUAUCCGAGGGAUGCUAAAAACUUUUGGCCUUCAUGGAGUCGUCCUAGAUGUUGAUUCAGUGAAUGAACUGGUGCAGGUGGAGACGUACCUCCGGAGUGAAGGGGUGCUAGUGCGCUACUGGUAUCCCAUCGAUAUGUUGGAACGGCCCCCUGCAGGCUACCGAAGGACGGCCACUAAUGGACUGGUCACACUGGACAAUACCAACCUUCAAAUUCACAGAGAGCUGCUGCGGUGUGAGGCUGCACUGGCUAGGCUGUACUGUCGCAUGGCCCUGCUCAACAUCUUCGCUCCCAAGCUACCUCACUUAUUCACUCGCCUCUUCCACAUCCCCGCCAUCCGAGACAUUACAUUAGAACACCUGCAGCUCCUGUCCAAUCAGCUCCUUGCGCCUCCCCUCCCAGAUGGUACCAUCAGCUCCAGCUCCAUCCUCCUGGCACAGUCUCUGCAGCACUGUAUCCACUCACAGAGCUGCUCUGCCACCGACCUCUUCUACCAGGGCAGCUCCCAGACGCUGAGGGAGUGGCUUAGCGUGGCCAUCACCCGCACCCUGCACCAGGGCGAGGACAGCCUUCUGGAACUGACAAAGCAGAUCUGCGCUUUCCUGCAGACAGCACCGGAGCAGUUUCCCUCUGAAGAAUUCCCAAUUUCUGAGUCCAAAGUCAAUAUGGAUGUGAAUUUCCCUGGAGCAGCUUUUGUUGUUGUGUCUUGCAAAGAAAGUCAGUCUGGAUUCCGCAAAGACUCCUCUCUGUACAAGGCCCCGUGGGCACGUGUUCUCGUCUAUGGGCUUGGCCACAAAGUGAAGCGCACCGGCCAACUGAACCUCAUUGAAGCUGCCUGCUACCCCCGAGAUGCCUCCCCAGCCAACACUGGGCUUGCUCCUCCACCCACAGCUGACCAGUACCCUUCCGUGGUUCUCUCCACAGACAAGGUCCACAUCAAACUAGGAGUGUCCCCACCUCCUGGAGCUGUGCUGGUCUUGCACUCUCUGCCCCUGGAGUUUCCCCUGGCUAUGGCCUUUGCAGAGCAGCUGCUGUCCUGGAAAUCAGAGGACAGUGAAGGGAAGUCAGAGGACGAGCCUGAUGCCAUUCCUACUGCAGUCCUCCUUCACGUGGUGGAACUACUGGGAAACUUUCUGUGGACCACAGACAUGGCGGCCUGUGUGAAGGAGUUGGUCUUCCACCUCUUGGCUGAGCUCUUGCGUACAGUACACACCCUGGAGCAACGGAAACACCCCGCUGGCCUGUCCUCCUCUAUCGCCCUCCAGCUCAACCCCUGCCUGGCCAUGCUGAUGGCCUUACAGUCAGAGCUGCAUAAACUGUACGACGAGGAGACCCAGAGCUGGGUCUCAGGCAGUGCUUGUGGUGGCUCUGGAGCAGUAGCUGUGGGUGAUCAGGGCAGGUUUUCCACCUACUUCCAUGCUCUCAUGGAAGGCUGCCUGGCAGUUGCUGAAGUAACCCUGCCUACCAAUAUCAGUGUCACAGCUAGUGGCGUGACCUCAACGACCACCCCAAACCUCAGCGACUCAUCCUCAUCCUCCUCCUCCUCCCCAGGACAGACCCCACAGAGCCCUAGUCUCCUGUCCAAGAGGAAGAAAGUCAAGAUGAAGCGAGAGAAGGCCUCAUCCUCCAGCAAGCGCCAGUCCUCCCGUGCCACAGAUGCAGAUUCCACCAUGCUCAGCAUUGCAGGGAGCAAACCUGAGGACAUGCUGUGGUUCCACCGUGCCCUCACCUUGCUCAUCAUCCUCCGGCACCUUACCAGAAAGGAUCCACAAGGCCUGGGUGUGACGAGUGAUGCCAUUGCCGAUGCCUGCCAGGCCCUGGUGGGCCCCACUGCCCACAGUCGCCUGCUAGUAAUCUCAGGCAUUCCUACACACCUGGAUGAAGCUGUUGUGAGAGGUGCUAUCCGCAAGGCCUGCAAUGCCCAUGGCGGUGUCUUCAAAGAUGAGAUCUACAUCCCACUGCAGGAGGAAGACCCCAAGAAGCCAAAAGACAAGGCCGAGGGUGGUGACAGCAAGGUUGAGUCUGAGAAGUUGCUGGGGUUCCCCAGUGUGGACAGCUUGGAGGGGAGCACAUCCAGCAGUUUAGCCCCUGCCAUGAGCAUCAGCGCCUCAGCUUCUACCAGCCAGGCCUCAGUCUGUAGCUCCCAGGGUGUUUCACAGACUGCUAGUGACCUUUCAGUGGACCAACUUCCCUCAGGCCUGGAGCUGCCUGUUCCUCCUGUCCUGUUGGAACCCCACGUGGUGUCCAGCCAGGAGAGCCUGGACAUUUCCUUGUGCAGCACUGGCAGCCUGGGUAGCCUGGGUAGCCUAGGGGAACCUAUGGACAAUGCAGAGACAGCAUCUGUGUCAGACGUGGGCUCCAUGUACACGGUCACUUCCCUGGAUACCCAGCCCCUCACAGCGCGCCCUAUCAAAGGCUUUGCAGUGGUGGAGAUAAGGUCCCGAGCCAAAAUUGAGAAAAUCCGAGCAAGUUUAUUUAACAAUAAUGAUUUGAUUGGCUUGUCAAGUCUCGACGGUGAGGAUGAGUUGAUGGAGAUGUCCACAGAGGAGAUUCUGACAGUGUCUGUGGUGAACCAGAGUCUGUUUGACACUCAGGGGAGCCCGGGACUAGAAGACUACUUCAAUGACAAGUCCAUUAAAGGUGAGAAAUUGGUGCCUGGGGCCAGAGAGGUCCUGACAGAAAUAUUUAAAAGCUGUGCCCACUCAGAGCAGACACUGAGCCUAACACCAGCGAAACCAAUUAGGGUCUCUGACAUCUAUCUUAGCAAAGAACAGAUCAACUCCCAGAGUCCAGGCAACCUCCUGCACCUCUUCUUCACCAACGUCCGGCCUCCAAAGAAGGUGCUGGAGGACCAGCUCACACAGAUCCUGAGGAAAUAUGGCGUGCCCAAACCCAAGCUGGAUAAGAGCAAGUACAGCAAAGCCGGGAAGGAGCAGCACCCUGUGAAGGUGGUGAGCACCAAGCGGCCUGUCACCAAGCCACCUGCCAAGGACAAAGCCGUGCUCAGCAAUCUCAGCAGGACUGCAUUAAGUGAGAAGAAGCCAACCGUGAAGGCAAAGUCACCUGAGAAAAGCAAACCAGAUGAAAAAGAUCCAGAAAAAUCACCCACCAAAAAGCAAGAAGUUCCUGAGGAAAAGUACCUGACCCUAGAAGGCUUUCACAAAUUCGUCAUUGACAGAGCCAAGCAAGAUAUCCGCAGUGUCUGGAGGGCAAUCUUAUCCUGUGGUUAUGACCUUCAUUUUGAGAGGUGUGCCUGCAUCGACGUCCGACAUGCACAGAAAGCCUCCAGGAAGUGGACUCUGGAGAUGGAUGUGGCUCUUGUACAAUACAUCAACAGGCUGUGCCGCCAUCUUGCUAUCACGCCAGCACGGCUUCACCCUCACGAGGUGUAUCUUGACCCAGCUGAUUCCACCGACCCCAGGAUGGCCUGUCUCUCUAAUGUGCCUAUUGAGAGCUUGCGCCUACGCUUCGCACUCCUCCAGUCUCUCAACACCACACUGGAGACCUUCUUCUUGCCCCUAGUGGAGCUGCGCCAGACACCCAUGUACACACACAGCAUCGCUGCCCUGCUGAAGGAGGCAAAAGGACUGAUCUUCUACGACACCAAGGUGACCGUGAUGAAUCGAGUGCUCAAUGCCACUGUGCAGAGGACAGCUGACCAUGCAGCUCCGGAGAUCACCUUGGACCCACUAGAAAUUGUGGGAGGGGAAAUCAGAGCCUCAGAAAACUCCUACUUCUGCCAGGCUGCCCGACAACUGUCCUCUGUGCCAUCCUCUCAGCUCUGUGUCAAGCUGGCCAGUGGUGGUGACCCCACAUAUGCCUUCAACAUCCGCUUUACUGGGGAGGAGGUUCAUGGCACCAGUGGCUCCUUUCGUCACUUCUUGUGGCAGGUGUGUAAGGAGUUGCAGAGUUCCUCACUGUCACUGCUCCUGCUGUGCCCCAGCUCUGCUGUCAACAAGAACAAGGGCAAGUACAUCCUGACGCCAAGCCCCAUCACCUACGGGGAGGAGCAGCUGCUGCACUUCUUAGGCCAGCUGCUGGGGAUUGCCAUUCGUGCAGAUGUGCCUCUCCCCCUAGACCUGCUGCCCUCCUUCUGGAAGACGCUGGUUGGCGAACCCCUCGACCCCGACCAGGACCUGCAAGAAGCAGACAUCCUCACUUAUAAUUACGUCAAGAAGUUUGAGAGUAUCAACGACGAGAGUGAGCUGGAGGCCUUGUGCGCCGAGAUUGCCUCCCAGCAUCUGGCCACUGAGAGCCCUGAAGGUCCCAAGCCCUGCUGCCGGUUUACCUACCAGACCAUGACUGGCGAGGAGGUGGAGCUGUGCAGCCGUGGUCGGCACAUCCCUGUGGCUUGGGAGAACAAGGAUAUCUACGCGGCAGCCAUCCGGAGUCUGCGGUUGCGUGAGCUACAGAACAUGGAAUGUGUGACAGCUGUGCGUGCUGGCCUAGGCUCUAUCAUCCCCCUGCAGUUGCUCACCACCCUCAGCCCACUGGAGAUGGAAUUGCGUACCUGUGGCCUUCCAUACAUCAACUUAGAGUUCCUAAAGGCUCACACCAUGUACCAGGUGGGGCUGAUGGAGACAGACCAGCACAUAGAGCUCUUCUGGGGGGCUCUGGAGACGUUCACUCAGGAGGAGCUGUGCAAGUUCAUCAAGUUUGCCUGCAACCAGGAACGCAUCCCCUUUACCUGCCCUUGCAAGGAUGGGGGCCCUGACACAGCCCAUGUGCCACCAUACCCCAUGAAGAUUGCCCCUCCAGACGGCACAGCAGGUCCCCCCGACUCCCGCUACAUCCGAGUGGAGACCUGCAUGUUCAUGAUCAAGCUUCCCCAGUACUCCUCCCUGGAGAUCAUGCUGGAGAAGCUGCGCUGUGCCAUUCACUACCGAGAAGACCCCCUAAGUGGCUGAUGGGAGUGAACCAGGAGGUUAGGCUAUCACCAAGGCAUCAUUCUGCCGACUUGGGAAGCUUGCCAGUGCAGGCACAUCCCUCCAGGGUCCUGAGUGAGAAGCUGGCGACAUUUUGCUUUUCUGAACUUUCGUCAGUGUCCCAGAGCCACCUGGAAGACACCUUUUAUAUGUGUCCGUUUGUGAGGGUCUGUUCCUUUGCUGCCUAUUUGUGGUACAUUUGUAGGAUAGUUUAGUUCACAGACAGUUUGUGUCUAAUUUGAUCUUCCAGGACACUGUCCUCCGUGGCUGUCAGAUUCUGAUGCCACAAGGUUCCAGCUGGUUCCUCAUCACUGAGUCACCAGUGGAAAGCUGGGGGUGAGAUGACCUCAGCCACACGAAGUGUUCUGUUCUCUCUACAGAGUAUCUCCACAAAUGUGUGUGGCCAGUCCUGCCCUCCUGCUCUGAGCUGGCAUCUCUCCCAGAGGCACUUUCUGCAGGCCUCCCUUCUUCCAUCUUGAAAUGGUUGAGCUAGUGCUCAAACAUGCAAGAGACAUACAGGGAACUCAUGUGUUCACCUUCCUGCUUUACCAUGUGUUCCUGGCCGUAGUUUUUGUUUGUUUGUUUUUUUUUUUUUUUUUUUUUUUUUUUUUUUGUAAAAUCCCACAGAGGCCCCUUGUUUCCUCCCAAUUCAGACAGCCCUAUCUGCCACCUGUCUCUUCUGGGUCCCUGGGCUGAGUUUCCUCUGAUGACUCCUCAGGAGCAGACACCUAGGAGCUACUCCAGGCCUUAGUUCAGAGACAGGUUGGGUACCACCUGGUGGUUAGAGUUGAAAAGACAGCAAACUGGAGGGAUAGUGCUGAAUGGGCCUUUUCUACACCGACUGCACAGGAAAGCACAUGAUUCAAGCCUGCCCUACUCUGUGCUCAAAGACUGCCCUUCCUCAGCACAGUGCUGGAAGGAACCCAGGGAAGGGUUACAACCCGUCUUUAAAUACUGAGGUGCCUCUGCCCAGUAAGGGCUGCAUCAGUGACCCAGACGGAGACUGCAGGGGAUUCCUCUGUGCCCUGACUGAUCUGCCCAGCACCCUUCACACCCCAAGUAUGUGUGUGUGUGCGCCAGGGCAGAGCUGCCAGCAGGUUCGCCUACUACCCCAGUGCAUCUGUGCCCUAAAUAAGUCUUUGUGCAAUGGUACUUUGUUCAAGAACAAUACAUGCCACCUGUUGGACAGUCAUUUGGGCCUUGCCAGUCAACACAGAAUGGCAGUGCUGUAGCUAUUGUAUGAUACUGUGCACACAGAAGUCCCGAGAAGGGUAAGGAUGGUACAUUCCUCUCCACAGCAUCUGGCCUGCCAGAAGGUGUGCAAGGUUUAGGGUUGGCAUGCCAGCAUCCAUCUCCUCCCUGUUACGCUUAGGAAAUGUGUUGAGGACCAUUACAGAAAAGACCCCCACCCAACCCCAUCCGAGGAAGAGAUACACCCAGCUCAGUGUGACUGCCAUGGCAGUCACUGGGCUGCAGCACUCACUUAAAGGAGAGUGCCCAAGUAAGUCCUGCUCAUAAAGAAGAUAGUGGCCGCUGCUCGGGACCACCCCAGCGACCUUAAGGAUCCUGACUGCAUUCUACAGAAGGAAGGAGCCUCUGAAUUUACUAAAGUGGGUUUUCAUCCCUCUACCCUCAAAUUCUUGGUUCCCUUCAAUUCUCUUCCCAUGAAUGGACUUGGGAUUCUGUCAGCCCUCCUCAGGAGGGUUCUGGAAGCUUAUUUGGCCCUUUCCUUGAUUAAAUGACAGCUGUGAGUGAGAUGUCUGCUGCUGACUCAGCUGCUCUCCUAGAGAGCACACCGAGGUUCAGACAGAUCCCAACCUUGGCCCUGAACAAUGUGUGCUGGAAAGUUACUUGAUGUAUAUUUAUUAUAAUUAUUUAUGAUUGCGUUAACAGACUCCCAUUCAGUCUGAUGCCAUUUACACUAUGCUGUGUAAAGGAAGCUCACUACAGGAAAAAGUCACACCAAUAAAUAACCUUCAUCUAACUGAUU